GUCAUCAGAACCGACAUCAGGGUCACAAGGUGAAUGGCAUGAAAUGCCAGCCUGUGUUGGGCUGUCAGACCGACUGUGUUGUAACUCCAGCAAGGGAAAAUUGCUCUCUGAGGUUUGCUCAGGAGUUUUGAAGGAUCUAACUGAAGAAAUAACUGAAAUGGAAACUCAAAUCUAGACGGAAAUAGGAAAGAGGUUCCUGGAAAAGGCUUGGCCUUGUGGGAAUUCAUUACUAACCAGGAUCUAAAAUGCCAAAGCACCUCUCUUCUGCUUCUUUGACACUAUAAAGUCUUUUGUUUUCAUUUUGACUUUUACAGAAUUGCAGGUAUCACAGAGAAGAAUCAUCUUCAUUAGCCCAAUGAUCAUCAAGGACAUGAACUUUGCUGUUUUAACUUAAAUGGAUGAGAAGGUCAACAGCCCAUAAGGGGAGCUCCUUUGGUGUUCAGCAUGGCAGCAAGUGGUGGUGAAAGCCAGUUGCAGCGGAUUAUCAGGGACUUGCAAGAUGCUGUGACUGAAUUAAGCAAAGAAUUUAAAGAAGGAGGGGAACCAAUCACAGAUGACAGUGUCAACUUGCAAAAAUUCUCCUACAAGCUCGAGUACCUUCUACAGUUUGACCAGAAAGAAAAGAACUCGUUGCUGGGGAACAGAAAAGACUACUGGGAUUAUUUCUGUGACUGUCUAGCAAAAGUCAAGGGAGCUAAUGAUGGAAUCCGCUUUGUCAAGUCUAUUACAGAACUACGAACAUCUCUUGGAAAAGGAAGAGCAUUUCUUCGUUACUCCCUGGUGCACCAGAGGCUAGCAGACACCUUGCAGCAGUGUUUUAUGAACACCAAGGUGACCAGUGACUGGUACUACGCAAGAAGUCCAUUUCUCAAUUCCAGGAUGAGUUCUGACAUUGUGGGUCAUCUCUAUGAGCUGACUGAUGUUCAGUUUGACUUGGCAUCAAGAGGCUAUGAUUUAGAUGCUGCCUGGCCAGCAUUUGCCAGGAGGACACUGUCCUCACUUGGAUCUUCUGCAUAUUUAUGGAAGCCCCCAAGUCGCAGUUCCAGCAUGAGCAGUUUAGUGAGCAGUUAUUUGCAGGCCCAGGAGUUCCCCUCCAGCCCUGAUGCAAAUAACUCACUAAAUGUUGAACACCUUGAGGGCUUUGAAGAGAUGCGUGUAGAACUUGACCAGGCUGAGUUGAGGCAGAGGGAACUUCAAGAUCGUAUUCACCAGCUAGAAAUGGAAAAUCAGGAGCUCCAGGCAGCUGUCAGCCUUCAGAAGGAACAAGUACAGGUAGAAAAGGAGAAGAGCAAUAACUACAAUGAGGAGAACUCCCGGCUGACAAAGAUGAUCACAGAGUUACAGAAACAGUGUGAGGUCUCACACUCCACUCAGAGCACUGUUCAUGACCUGCAGAAGUGCCUGCAGUCACUAGAGCUGAAUGCAGUGGAGCAGCAGAAGGAAUAUUCAACAAAACUCGAGCAGCUCAUGGCCAGCAAGGAAGACUAUGCCUCAAAACUGCAGGUGUUGAAUCAGGAGCUGGAGGCCUCUAAGGCUUUGGUUGCUAUGAAGGAUCAUUGCAUUGAUGAGCUCAAAGCCAAGCUGAGUUCCACAGAACAGAAGAACAUCAAUCUCCUUGCAAAAGUUGAUGCUGCCUUGGAGGAAAGGGGACAGCAAGCCACAGCCCACUGUGAUUCUGCCCUACAGGUACAUGCACUGUUAGAGAAGCUUCAGGAAUCAGAAAAGGAAAAGGCAGGCAUGCAAAGACUCAAUAAUGAGCAAGCGUCUCAGCUGAAAGCAAUGAGGGAGGAGCUGCAGCUGAAAGAAGAGGCACAGAAGGAGCUGGAAUCUAGAUACAAUCACCUCACUGCUGACUCCAAAGAAGAGGAUGAAAAGCUGCUUGGGAGGCUGGAAUCCAUGGCAAAGGAAAUGGAAGCACUUCAGAAGGCCCUAACCCUGAAAGAAAAGGAAGUGUCUGAGCUCCAGACCCAGGUAAUGGGGUCGCUGGCUCAGGUGGGGUCACUGGAAAAAAGUCUUGAGGAAGCAAGGAAAGAAAAAGAGAAACUUGAGGAGGAAUAUGGUAGGAAGGAAGGAACACUGAAACAGGAAGCCCAGUCACAAGCAGAGCAACUUGAACUGCAGGAGGGUCGCUUAGCAAAGGUGAGUCAGUCUGUGUAUAGCCUUGAGGAGCAAAACCGGAAUCUCUUGUCUGAGAAGGAGCAUCUCGGCCAGAAAGUCAAGGAGCUGGAGGAGCAGAUGGAGCAGCAAAACUCUGCAGUGAGUGAAAUGGGUGAGGAGGGCAGGAAGCUGAAAGCAGAGAAUGUGGAUUUGCAGCAGUCCAAGAAGAAGAUGGAAGGGAAGCUGAAAAAUCUGGAAGCUUCUAAAGCCUCCCUGGAAGCUGAGGUAGCCAGGCUGAGAGCCUCUGAGAAACAGCUUCAGAGUGAGAUAGAUGAUGCCCUGGUGUCAGUUGAUGAGAAAGAGAGGAGGCUCCGGAGUGAGAACAAACAGCUGGAUGAAGACUUGCAGAAUGCCAGGAGGCAAAGCCAAAUCCUGGAGGAGAGAUUAGAGGCUCUGCACUCAGACUAUGAAGAACUAAAGCAAAGAGAAGAGACCAUGAAGGAGUUUUACGCCUCACUUGAAGGACAGCUGAAGAGUGCCAAACAGCACAGUUUACAAAUGGAAAAAAGCUUAGGCACUUUGGAAGAAAGCAAAGAGUGUCUCCAGACACAGCUCUCGGAGAAGGAACUAAAACUGCAAGACAUGGAGAGCCAGUGUGAGCAGCUAAGAGCAGAAGCUGAAAGACAUAGGAAGAAGUCAGAGGCUCUUGAGGUAGAAAAGCUCAGUGUUGAAAAGACAUGCCUUCAUCAGACAAAGCUUAUAGAAUCCCUCACAUCAGAAAAGGAAUCCGUGGAAGAACAUCAGCUACAGCAGGCAGCUUCUCUGGAGAAGGAGGCAAAAGAGCUGACCUCCAGACUGGCCAUGAGUGAAGAGCAGCUGGAGGUCAGCCGUGGUGAAGUGUCUAGACUGCAAGCAGAGGUCCUUGACCUGCGAGUCAAGCUUCAGCAGGCUGCUGAUGAGAGAGAGCAGAUGAGAGGUGAGCUGGCAGUCACAGAGGCUUCCUUGGGAGAGCAGAAGGCGCUUGUCCAGCAGCUUAAAGAGCGGAGUGAGUCACUCAACAGAAACCAUGUGCAAGAACUGGUGCAAUGUAAAGAAAGAGAAGAAGUGCUGAAAAAAGAGCAUGAGACAGCAGCCCACCAAAAAGCUCAGCUAGAAAUUGAUUUGCUGAGCAUGAAGGAAGAGCUAUGCAAGGUUAAGCAGUGCCUGGAAGUUGCUAGAAUAGAAAAUGAAGAAAACAAAGAUCUCCUCCACAGGACCAACACAGAUAUGGCUGAACUUGGUAUUCAGAUUUGUGCCUUGACCUCUGAAAAGGUGGAUGCAGAAGAGCAGUUAGCCCAGGCUACAAAAAGCUUCAAAGAACUGGAAGAACAGGCAGCCAAGCAACAGGAGAAGCUGAAGCUUGAUAUCUCUAAUCUCAGACAGGAGAACAAGAGCCUUCAAGAGAAAUUAGAGGAGGCUCAAGUAUGUGCCUCAGCUGUCCCAAGUCUGCAAUUGCAGCUGGAGGCAGCAACGAAACGGGCACAGAGUUUCCAAGAGACCAGCCAAGAAGAGCUGUCUGCAAUAAAAUUUCAAAUGAGCACUGAGAUUCUAAAUUGUCAGACAAAAUUCAAGGCUACAAACACAAGCUUGUCUAGAAAGCUGGAUGAAGCAAGAGAGCUGCUGUCUGAAUCAGAAUCUGCUCGGCUGCAGAAAGAAGAAGAGGUGGCAUCUCUGAGAGAACUCUUGGAAAGGAUGCAAAAAGAAGCUGAGGAAGCAAAAGAGAAGGUCCUGGAUUACAGUGAGAAGCUCCGCAAGGUGGCAGCAGACAAAGACAGAAGCGACCAGAAGUUAUUUGCUGAAGUGGAUGAUCUGACAAGAACAAAACAGUUCCUUGAAGAACGUUUGAUAGAACUUAUCAGAGAUAAAGAUGCUCUGUGGCAAAAAUCAGAUGCUCUGGAGUUCCAGCAGAAGCUUAGUGCAGAGCAAAGGUGGCAGGGGGACACGGAGGUUAACCACUGCCUGGACUGCCAGAAAGAGUUCUCAUGGAUGGUGCGCCGACACCACUGCAGAAUGUGCGGUCGCAUUUUCUGCUACUACUGCUGCAACAACUACAUGGUGACAAAGCCUGGUGGAAAGAAGGAGCGUUGCUGCAGAGCUUGCUUUAAUAAGCCUAGAGUCAUUGUGGACAGUACAGAUGACUCUGGAUCCAGUGCCAACCAGGAAGGAUCACCAGCUUCACUGGAAUCACCCGUGUCACCAUCCGAGGGGGCUUUUGGUGAAGCCUCGAAACCACCAGAUGAUGCAGCAUUUGAUAUAAUCACUGAUGAGGAGCUGUGCCAAGUACAGGAAUCGGACUCUCUCCACAGUGAAAGUCAGAUGGAGCAAGAUUCUCUGGAUCAAAGCGUGACAGAUCUAAACAGCACGUGCAAUUCUUCAACCUUUGAUGAAUCGGAAGAGUGGCAAGUUGCUCAAGAUGCUGAGAUAUGCUUGUUGAAGUCAGGAGAAAUCAUGGUCAGAUUACCCCUUACAGUGGAAGAGAUCUUAAAUUUUGGGGAAAGCAACAAAGAGCUGUUCAUUAAGUCCAGCACCUACAGUAUCAUUCCCAUCACUGUUACAGAGACAGGGCUAACAAUCAGCUGGAUCUUUUCAUCAGACCCUAAAAGCAUAUCCUUCAGCGUUGUCUACCAAGAAUCAGAGGACACACCGCUGGAGCAGUGCAAAGUCCUUAUUCCUAUGACCCGCUGCAACUCUCAUAAGGAAACUAUCAGAGGACAGGUGAAAGUCAGAAACUCUGGAAUCUACACGCUGAUAUUUGACAACACAUUCUCUAGGUUUAUCUCAAAGAGAGUGUUCUAUCACUUGGCUGUCGAGCGACCUGUCAUCUAUGAUGGAAGUGAUCUUCCAUAGCCUUGACUUAUACUGUGUUAUUUUAAAUUAAUUUUUUAAGAAAUGAUCUUAUUUAUGUACACAGAAGCAUUAUGAUUACCACUGUAUUUGAAGACUUUGAAACUAUGCAAUAGUUAUAAUGCACUUAGAGAAUGUGUAUACACUAAAAAUGGAAGUCUUUUUAGGAACACUAAUGGUUCUGUACUGUGUACAGAUUGCUGAAAAGCCAUGUUCUUUGAUGUAACAGGUCGAGAAUCAGUUUCAGUGCAGAGAAAAAUAAGUGUGGGGGAGUGUUAAUGCAAAGUGAAAUUUUGAUUCCUUCCAAAAAUCUCCGUCAAAAGGAAAUUUAAGAAAAAAAGAA
Molecule: messenger RNA, 5323 nt
Organism: Pezoporus flaviventris
Lineage: Eukaryota; Metazoa; Chordata; Aves; Psittaciformes; Psittacidae
Gene: FYCO1
Product: FYVE and coiled-coil domain autophagy adaptor 1
Exons: 16
Coding region: 445-4983 (1512 amino acids)
Biological process (GO): plus-end-directed vesicle transport along microtubule; positive regulation of autophagosome maturation
Cellular component (GO): lysosome; autophagosome; late endosome
Molecular function (GO): metal ion binding
Source: RefSeq, a predicted model, not a curated record